Messenger RNA from Stylophora pistillata, 2894 nucleotides. RefSeq lists its product as uncharacterized. Lineage: Eukaryota; Metazoa; Cnidaria; Anthozoa; Scleractinia; Pocilloporidae. The record is from RefSeq and is a predicted model, not a curated record. Gene Ontology annotation, cellular component: Golgi cisterna membrane. Gene Ontology annotation, molecular function: acetylgalactosaminyltransferase activity.
GUCGCUUCUAGAAACCGGUCGCAUUAUUACGCGCUUUUUUUAGAGGAAAAACUAUUGCUUUCCUCUUCUGACCAUGAAUCGUAUUAUUUUAGUGAAAGCACUUUUUUUCGGCUUUUCAACAGUCGGUCUUUGGGUCUUAUUAGUUGUGAUUUAUCUCUUUAAUCGUCAGGAAAUCUCCUCGAAUGUAACGCCUUGUUUCGGGACAUGCGACAAGUUGUUUAUAUCUCAUACAGACAUCUACAACAUGGAAUUGGACACAGAUAUCAAGUCCGAGGUUACUCUUCACGGUUUGAAUAGACACUCUUGGGAAAAGUAUUGUCAGACCAGCCUCGAACAAAUUUGCAAUUACCCAAUUUUUCCGAAGGCUCCGGAUACAAGAGAGUACAUUCCAAAUGUUGACAUCACCUCGGACCUUGGAAGACUCGAUUAUGUAAAUAGAUUGCUGGGCUAUAUUCGACCGAAUGUCUCUGGAGAACAUCAAUUCUUGGUAACUUCAAAUGGCUUGGCAGAGGUUUGGCUAAGUCCUAAUGCCAACUGGAAAGAUGCUCAAAGAAUUGCUUACAUUCGGCCUCAAAGUUCACCGUUGAAGAAGUUGUCUUUCGAGGGUAUCAAGUCUCAAAUUUCGGAUAGCGUGAAAUUGGCCGCCAAACAAAGAUACUAUUUUGAAGUAAUUUAUUUUCAGUCGCAGAGUACUGCAACGAGAAGCAAACACGUAAUUCAGGUCGCUUGGAAAAGACCAGACAGUCGUAGAUUUGAAAUCAUCGAUGGAAAGUUUUACUUGCUGUAUACAAAGGACAUAGAUAAAGCGAAAUUGAAAGUUCUCGACGAUGAGUUACCUAAAGCUCUCAUCUGUGCGCAGUCUCGGACCAGAUUUGCGAACAGGCAUUUGAGGCCUGAAACAUUGCCUUAUUUGGAGAAAACUGCAGUAGAGAAGGCGUUACCUAUUUGUGAUUAUAAACCCAGUUAUCUUCUUGAUUCGGAAAAUUUACCUCGAGACUUUAAACAUUAUAGCGGAGUGCACAGGUAUGUGCAAAAAACCUACACAUACCCAUUUCCAAGCUUGAAUGGAGUGAUCAAAUCCAAAACUGCUCAAAAAGCUUUUAUAGCUGGAUACCCUUUGAAUGAAAAAGAGGCAUUGUCUGUGGUGACAAAUUACUUCAACACUGUCAAGAGGAUCUACCCCAGGAAAUAUGAACUUCUGUCAGUUAGACGCGUCGAAAAGAAAGAAGAUCUGCUUAAAGGGGAUAGAUAUCUCAUUGAGGUUGUGGUCAAAUAUCUUCCGAAUGGCGCCAGCUACAUCUUGGCGGAAUAUGUAUUUCAGCCAAAGAAUCUAUCUGGACCGUUGUGUUAUGCAAGCGGCCUGCAGUGGGACAGGACAGCGGAUGUUUACCUUAUUCUCACUGCCAAGAACCUGGGUCGAUGGGUUCACCAUUUCAUCAAGAACGUGGAACAAAUCAUAAAAGAAACGAAAGAUGAGCAUUUACACGUGGUCAUAUUUGACUUCGGCAGCCCAGAUAUUGAUUUAGAACAGGCUUUGAAAAAAAGUUCUCUGAAGAACUAUCAUUUCAUUGUACAACCUGGGAACUACUCUCGGACUCUUUCUUUUGGUAGAGCUGUUCAAUCGAUUAAGGACCCAAAUGCCAUUAUUGUAACUAUUGACAUGCAUCUGGAUCUUGGGAGUCAACUAAUCGAUGACAUACGUAAGCAUUGUAUCAAAGGAAAAAUGUUGUACGCGCCUCAGAUAGUUUAUCUUUACUGUAACGGAACCAGUGCUGUUCCCAUAGGGCGAUGGUACCAUUACAGCUAUGGAACUGUGGCAGUAUACAAAGAAGACUGGGACAAAUUUGGUGGAUUCUCGAAGGAUUUCGAGACAAAGGUUACCUGGGGAGGCGAGGACUGGGAUCUAGUAGAUGGUGCAGUCAGGAGUGGCCUGGAAGUAGAGCGCACACGUUGUCCAUCGAUCUACCAUUACUACCACAGUAAAAAAGGAAUGUGGAUAAAAACUGAAAAGCCUAAAUUGGCAAAUGCGGCAAAACCAACACCAAAGACAGCAAAACUAGUGCCAAAAAGGGCAAAACCGAUGCCUAAGACAGCAAAACCAAUACCGAAAUUUGCAAAACCGAUGCCAAAGAUAGCAAAACCAAUACCGAAGUUUGCAAAACCGAUGCCAAAGAUAGCAAAACCGAUGCCAAAAAUGGCAAAGCCGAUACCAAAAACGGCAAAAAUGACACCAAUGACCGCAAAACUAACGAGGAAAAAGGCGUAAAUCAAGUUUAAAGAUUAAAUUAUGGCCAGCAAGGUAUUCAAUUUGCUAUUCCUUCGACAAGGGGUCUUUCCUUGAUCGAAGACUUUGUUGGGACAGGAAAACGUUGUCUUCUUGUGCGGUACUAACAAUCUCUUGAUUUUAGACACCGUCUAAAUAUCCCAGACUUGGCUACAUGAUGGCGAUAUACGUCAAUUUUUAAUAGUUUUUCGUCGUGAACAGUGCAUCAAAAUGGAAGAUUUUCGUUCUAAAGAGGAUCUUAGUUUGUGGGCUUUAGCCGCACCCCCCACCCCCGCUUAACACCUCUUUAGUGCCCCCUCCACCCUUAAGAAUUUUAAGCACCACAUCAUGGGCGAGUGUAUCGAGAAGUUGAAGGCUUUUAGGAUUAUUAUAUACAUGGAUUCACAUAGAUUGAAAACCAGUUACUUCUGUUUAUAUAACUGCCACUAAAGGGCAAAUCAGCAAAUGUGCGCGUGACCCUUGAGAGAUUUAUUUUCUCUCCUCCGUCACGCUCUUUGUUUUUAUAUUCACCUCUAGUUUUUUGUUCAGAUUUUCACUGAUAUUUCUGAAUCAGAAAUUAUGAAAAUAAGUUUCAAACUGUGCUAAAAUUAUGAUAUAAUUCUAUCCUAUC